This is a messenger RNA of Chrysemys picta bellii (western painted turtle), 2403 nucleotides long. It is a transcript of the gene NAPEPLD, whose product is annotated as N-acyl phosphatidylethanolamine phospholipase D. Gene Ontology annotation, biological process: N-acylethanolamine metabolic process; N-acylphosphatidylethanolamine metabolic process. NCBI's taxonomy places the organism in Eukaryota, Metazoa, Chordata, Testudines, Emydidae. The record is from RefSeq and is a predicted model, not a curated record. Gene Ontology annotation, cellular component: cytoplasm; membrane-bounded organelle. Gene Ontology annotation, molecular function: N-acylphosphatidylethanolamine-specific phospholipase D activity; zinc ion binding.
UUAAAACUUCUGACUUGGCAUGUAGUCCUCUGUGAGGAAUUAAAAAAAAAAUGGUUAUCCCUGAGUGCAAACAGCAGCAUGUAGGUAUACUGCAUAGUUCAGUACCUGGAAAGACAUACUGUGUAAUGCAUAUAUCUGCACACAACCCUUAAUCCUCCUUUGUGCUCCCUUAAUUCUUCUAUAUACCACAGUCCUGCAUACUUUCUAGAGUGGCGUGCACAGUUUCAGAAUGCACACAAUUUGAAUUAAAUGUUAUAUGAUGAUGUAAUAUAUAAAUGCAUUUACUGGAAUAUGUGAUUGUUAAUUAGCAAAUGUACAAACUGGGUGAUCUCUCUAAAACCACAAGAAAAUUAAUGCAAAGAAAUUUAAUUUAAUCCAACAUUAUGGUUGAGAUUUUACACAGUUAAAGGCCAGUGGCAGUAACCCUGCUGUGGAUGUAUGAAGAUAUUUCUGUUACCAUAUGGUGUUGUCUUUAAUGCCUUAAUAGUCUAUGUCUGUGCAAUAUGGCAGAGUAAUGAUUGAUGCAGGAACCAUCUGUGUAUCUCCAACCCUCAUCAGCUAUGUCAUCUAUGUCAUGUCACAGCUCUUCAUCAAAAGACAUGGAUGAGAAGGCAGAUGAAGAGCAACCUUUGACUGCAUGUAACCAGUACCCUAAGGAGGCAGUAAGGAAACGACAAAAUUCAAGUCGAGGUUCCAGAGGCAGUGACUCCUCCAGGACGUCCAGAAAAAGCUUCAGAUUGGAUUACCGAUUAGAGGAAGAUGUAACUAAAUCAAAGAGAGAUAAAGAUGGAAAGUUUGUCAACCCUUGGCCAACAUGGAAAUCUCCAUCCUUGCCAAAUAUUUUGAAAUGGGCCCUUGUGGAAAAAAAUAACAGCAACAUCCCAUCUUCAAAACAGGAACUUGAUAAAGAGCUUCCUGUGUUAAACCCUUACUUUAUUCCAAACCCUGAACUAGUUGGUAAGACUGGAACUGGCAUGCGAGUCACAUGGUUAGGACAUGCCUCAGUUAUGGUGGAAAUGGAUGGACUCGUAAUUCUUACUGACCCCAUCUUCAGCCAGCGGGCUUCCCCAGCACAGUUUGUGGGUCCAAAACGUUUCCGAGGACCUCCAUGCACAGUAGAUCAACUCCCAAAAAUAGAUGCAGUGAUGAUCAGCCACACCCACUAUGACCAUUUGGACUAUAAUACUGUAGAGAGUUUAAACAAGCGCUUUGGCACUGAGUUGAGAUGGUUUGUGCCUCUGGGUCUUUUAGAAUGGAUGCAGAAAUGUGGCUGUGAAAAUGUGAUUGAACUGGACUGGUGGGAAGAGAACUGUGUCCCCGGUCAUGACGCAGUUACUUUUGUCUUUACCCCGUCUCAACACUGGUGCAAGAGGACUGCAACAGAUGACAACAAGAUUCUUUGGGGCAGCUGGUCUGUCUUGGGGCCCUGGAAUAGGUUUUUCUUUGCAGGAGAUACUGGUUACUGUGUUGCUUUUGAAGAGAUAGGCAAAAGAUUUGGACCUUUUGAUCUUGCAGCUAUUCCCAUUGGAGCUUAUGAGCCAAGGUGGUUUAUGAAAUACCAGCAUGUGAAUCCUGAAGAAGCUGUAAGAAUUCAUAUUGAUGUUCAGACAAAGAAGUCUGUAGCGAUUCAUUGGGGAACCUUUGCUUUAGCAAAUGAGUACUACUUGGAUCCUCCAGUUAAACUGAAUGAAGCCCUUGAAAGAUAUGGCUUGAAACCUGAGGAUUUCUUUGUCUUGCACCAUGGAGAAUCACGAGACUUGAAUAUAAAUGAUGAUGGAUUUGAAUAAUUUAAAAAAAUCUGGCAAUUCUUUGAGCCUUGUUUUGAUAUGUACUAGGAAACAAUGAAAAGACUGAUAGCUUCAUAACCCUAUAACGAAAUUUUCUAAAAAUUUGUACUGGAUUUUUAGACUCCAGGUUUGUUAAUUUCAGAGGUAAAAAUUGUAUACCUGCUUGAUUACACAAUUGCUUAUAAACUGAAUGGCAUAUUGAGAGAUGAUUUAAACACUAGCUAAUGUACAAGGCAUUAAUUGUCUAGAAAUACCUUGUAAUUUCAACUAUGUACAUCAACCAAAAAUGCUUUAUUUUAAUUUUUUCAUAUAUGGUUUUAUGGGGUGGAGUCUUCCAACUGUUGUGAAAGCAUGUUUAAAGUAAAAUACUGAUUUUACUGAAUGCCUGUAUGUUUGCAUUUCAUGAGAAACUAAAAAUGAUCUAAAGAAAUGUGCCUUUUUAAAGGGAGAUAUUACUUAAGAUUUGCAUCAUUAAUGCAUAAUUACUGCUGGCCAGAAUAUCUGUACUCUUUCAUUGUUUUAGAAUUAUUCUUUAUCAUAGAUCUAAAUAUUUCUAUUUUGAGAUUGGUUUUCCUUGUCAAAUACGGUACAUAAACUCAUUUUGCUCCUAUCUGAA